Coccinella septempunctata (seven-spotted ladybird) is the source of this 771-nucleotide messenger RNA. RefSeq lists its product as uncharacterized. Lineage: Eukaryota; Metazoa; Arthropoda; Insecta; Coleoptera; Coccinellidae. The record is from RefSeq and is a predicted model, not a curated record. Gene Ontology annotation, molecular function: nucleic acid binding. The transcript is spliced from 2 exons. Bases 4 to 525 code for a protein of 173 amino acids. Gene Ontology annotation, biological process: DNA integration.
AUAAUGGGCGAUCUCCCUCCUUCUCGUGUCUCUCGCCUCAAACCUUUUUCCCAUACUGGUGUUGAUUUCGCGGGUCCCUUCAAAGUCACUAUGAGUAAACACCGUGGAAUUCGUGCUUCUAAGGCUUAUCUUUGCUUGUUCGUUUGCUUCGCGACAAAAGCUGUACAUUUGGAACUUGCUUCUGAUUUGACGAUGAAUACCUUUCUUGCAGCUUUGAAGCGGUUCAUUGCUCGUCGUGGGCGUUGUUCCAACUUAUAUAGCGAUUGUGGUACCAAUUUUGUCGCCGCUCAUAGGUAUUUGAACGAACUAUUCGCCAAGGCUGCUUCUGCGGAAUCAAUCACUUGGCAUUUCAACCCUGCUUCUGCACCUCAUUUCGGAGGUCUUUGGGAGUCUGCAAUCAAGUGUGCAAAGAUGCAUCUUCUUCGAGUUGUUGGAGAGCAGAUUCUCACGUACGAGGAGCUUAACACUGUCUUCACUCAGGUCGAAGCUAUUCUUAAUUCUCGUCCGCUGACACCCAACCGCUGACUGCUCUACCAGAGCAAGAUAACACUGCUCUUCCCAUCAAUAGACUUACACGUUGGCAACUUCUAGAGCGUAUGCACCGCGAUUUUUGGAAUCGUUGGUCCAAAGAAUAUUUACACAACUUACACCAAAGAAGUAAAUGGCAUCUAUCCAGUACGCCUGUUAAAGAAAAUGUGCUAGUCCUUAUAAAAUCGGACAACUUGCCACCCUGUAAAUGGCAAUUGGGACGUAUAGUUGAAUUGCAUCCUG